CCGCCGCCGCCGCCGCCGAUGGCCGAUUUUAAGCACUGGAAAGAGCAGCUGCUGUCGCGCGCAGACGCAAGCCGGAAGGGCAGCGUGGACGAACCUAUAGAGGGGAUCGUCAGGCUUCUGAAUGGCCGCGAGACUUUCUGCACCACCAGCUCGUGCUCGGGGCGCGUGGUGGUGCUGGAGCAGCCCCCUGCCGCCCACUCGGCCGCGGAUACUGUUGGCUUUGAAAUACAGAAGCAAAGCUGCACUUGGCUUAUGGUGACCCACCAAUUAUGUACUACAAAAGAUGUGCUUACAGCCUUGCAGAAAGCUGCAGCUGAUGCCAUCUUCAAAUUUGAACCAUUUGUUCUCCAUGUACAAUGUCAAGACCUGCAAGAUGCACAACUUCUGCACACUGUGGCUAUAGAAGCUGGAUUCAGAAAUUCUGGUAUAACAGUUAGCCGGAAAGGAAAAAUUAUGAUGGCUGUCCGAAGUACCCAUUGCUUAGAAGUUCCAUUAACCCAGAAAGGAAGACUAAUGGUCAGUGAAGAAUAUGUUGAUUUUGUAGUUCAAGUUGCUAAUCGGAAGAUGGAAGAAAAUGGGAAGAGAAUUGACAGAUUUUACAGCUCUUUGAAGUUUGCAUUAGAAAACAAGAAUCACUCCAAGAGUUCUCCUUCUGAGGAGAAAGAAAAAGGAAAUGGCAUGGAUUCGUGUGGAAGAAAAAAAUCUCAAGCAACCAAAAAGGAUGGCAGAAGCCCUUCUUCAGACAAAAAUCAAAGUUUAGAAAGUGAAGACAGUAGUCAAAGUAAUACUAAUAUUUUUCACUGAGAUGUGCUGCAAAUAGAGUUAUGUGAAGUAGCCAUAUACCCAUUAUGUUUGUAUAAUGUUGUUUUUUCUUUGCUCUUUAUAAGAGCUUAGUAAAUUAUUGUGCUCUAGAAGAUAACAUGUUCUUGAUACAGUUUACUUAGGUUAUUAGCAAGGUCUUAACUGCCACAAAAUAUAAGUGAACUUCAAAACUUUUAUGGACAUUUUUGGACCCGGAGUGUGCCUUCCCUGCUGGAACAUGUGAGAUGGGCAGAUAGCCUUGGGAGAAAGUGAUUUUAUUUUUUUACACGGGUAAAAAAUGUGCAGUAUCUCCAACUUGUACCUAAGACAUGGCCCCAAUAAAUGCUGCUUUGUUCUGUGUUUUUCUUAUUUAAAAAUGUUCUUUAAAGGGUUAAACACUGUUCUGAGUAUAACCAAAGAAACCUCUGCUAUUAAAAUUACUUUGCUCUUCCUCUUUCAUUUAGUAUGGAUAAUUGAGACCAUAAGUCCACUUCUGAGAGCAAAAGUUCUUCCGUGUUUGGAAGGAAAGCAGGAAACAAAUACAUCCUUGAUUAAGCUACCGAAAUAAAUAAUUGUAAGGAGUAUUAACCUUUGCCACGGUUGAUAAUCAUUUUGAGACGUUUCAUUACUUCCUAAUCUACACAUGACUAGAACUUUAUUCUUUUAUGUAUAUCUCCUUAACUUCAUCUUUCUAAGUUAUGUUAUCUGGAUGUAUGUGAAUGUAUUUCACCAAAAAUUACAAAUAGCUAAUACUAGAUUUGAGUAGACUAAUCAUAGGCUAUGUCCAGCCCUGUGAGUUUUAUUUGCACUCGGCUACACUUAGUUUACAGCCAUUCUUUGCCCUACAUCAUCCUCACACACAGCCAAUUCUGCAUUUCUCCAAAUUGAUGUGCAAGUCACACAGCAUGAAGGAUACAUAUAAUUGCUGGAGGUAAUAUUCACCAAUAAAAUGACAUCAUUAGAUAUAACUCAGCUACUACUUUUAAGAGUAAUCGGAAAAUUUUUGAU
Molecule: messenger RNA, 1809 nt
Organism: Python bivittatus (Burmese python)
Lineage: Eukaryota; Metazoa; Chordata; Lepidosauria; Squamata; Pythonidae
Gene: TYW3
Product: tRNA-yW synthesizing protein 3 homolog
Source: RefSeq, a predicted model, not a curated record